AUGGGUUCAUCAAAGGGUCUCCAGCCUCUUCGCUCUGCUACCAAGACCUUGAAUGCGCUGCCGGCAGCGUAUGCUGGUGCGCAAGUGGCCUCACGACGAUAUGCGGGGACGCUUGCCAACUUCAAGAUCCCCGCUGUUAGCAACGAGCCCAACCAACACUACGCCAAAGGCUCAGUAGACCGCCAGAAGCUUCAAGAUGCGGUUGCACGCAUGAAAAAGCAGGGCCCAGUCGAGGUCCCUCUUGCUGUGGGAGGAGAAUACAUCAAAACUUCGUCCAUCCUCACCCAGAACAACCCCUCGUCCCACGCCGACGUCAUCGCCAAAUACUCCAACGCUAGCCCAGCAGACGUCAAGAAAGCCAUCGACGCCGCAUUGGCAGCGAAGCCAGCAUGGGAAUCACUCCCGUUUGCCGAGCGCGCUUCAGUCUUCCUCAAGGCAGCAGAUCUUAUUUCCACAAAGUACCGAUAUGAUAUCAUGGCCGCAACCAUGGUGGGACAGGGCAAGAAUGCAUGGCAAGCCGAGAUUGACGCGGCAGCGGAGCUCUGCGACUUUCUGAGGUUCAAUGUCAAGUACGCCGAGGAAACAUAUGGCCACCAGCCAGCACACAAUUCGCCCGGUGUAUGGAACCGCGUUGAGUACCGUCCCCUUGAGGGGUUCGUUUACGCCGUCUCGCCUUUUAACUUUACAGCCAUUGGCGGAAACCUUCCUGCAGCCCCCGCUCUGAUGGGCAAUGUCGUUGUGUGGAAGCCAUCCCCAUCUGCGAUUGCCUCCAACUGGCUCCUCUACCAGAUUCUGAUUGAGGCUGGCCUUCCACCAAACGUUAUCCAAUUCGUCCCCGGUGACGCCGUAGAGGUUACACAGGAAGUCCUGGCUCACAGGCAAUUCGCAUCCCUCCACUACACUGGCAGCACAGCCGUAUUCCGUCAACUGUAUGGAAAGAUUGCCACCGGUGUUGCCGAAGGCAAGUACCAGAGCUACCCCAGGAUUGUUGGUGAGACUGGCGGCAAGAACUUCCAUCUCGUUCACAAGGAUGCCGAUAUUCACAAUGCUGCUAUUCAGACGGUCCGCGGUGCUUUUGAGUACCAGGGUCAGAAGUGCAGUGCCUGCUCGCGUCUCUACGUACCCGAGUCAGUAUGGCCAGAGUUCAAGGACAUUCUUGUAAAGGAAGUCUCGGCUCUCAAGGUUGGCGAGCCUUCUGACUUUUCCAACUUCAUUGGCCCUGUCAUUCACGAAGCCUCGUUCAAGAAGCUCUCUGGCGUCAUUGACGCUGCCAAGAACGACAGUGACCUGGAGCUCCUUGUUGGCGGUAAAUACGACAGCAGCAAGGGAUACUACAUCCACCCAACCGUCUACCGCACCAAGAACCCCAACCACCCCCUCCUGUCACGUGAGCUGUUUGGCCCGAUCUUGGUGGCCUAUGUCUACGAUGACGCCGCUCCCGACGCCUUUGCCAAGAUCAUCAAGCAGAUCGACGAGACAUCCGAGUACGCCUUGACGGGCGCCGUUUUUGCCAAGGACCGGGAGACGAUCAAGUUUGCUUCGGACAAGCUCAGGGAUACGGCCGGUAACUUUUAUAUCAACUGCAAGUGCACGGGCGCCGUUGUUGGCCAGCAGCCAUUUGGUGGCUCGAGGGCUAGCGGGACUAACGAUAAGGCUGGUAGCGCCACGCUCCUUGCCAGAUUUGUCAACAUGAGGGCUGUCAAGGAGGAAUUCCUGCCCACGGAGAAGGUGGCUUAUCCUAGCAAUGAAGUCUAAGCAACUUGCGGUUGGGCAUUAUGUGGAUUUGAUCCAACAUGGCAAAAAGCAGAUGAGCAUUUGUAUUGGCGUUUUGGCUAGGGUGGGAAUUUGCAGGAAUUUUCAACGACCUUGUUGGAUGUUAAAUGGCGGAGGAUAUCAAUCUUUGCAACAUGUCUAUGUGUGCAUGUAUAUACACAUAUUGAUACGAAUAUGAAAAAAAA
Molecule: messenger RNA, 1958 nt
Organism: Exserohilum turcica Et28A
Lineage: Eukaryota; Fungi; Ascomycota; Dothideomycetes; Pleosporales; Pleosporaceae
Exons: 4
Coding region: 1-1755 (584 amino acids)
Cellular component (GO): mitochondrial matrix
Molecular function (GO): L-glutamate gamma-semialdehyde dehydrogenase (NAD+) activity
Source: RefSeq, a predicted model, not a curated record